UCUCUUGCUUAGUCAUGGUGACUUAUGCUCCCAUUUUCUCCUCCUCCUCCUUCCCUAUCCCUCCUCCUCCUCCUCCUCCUCCAUUAUAGCAGCAGCAGGGACCUCAGCAGUGGCGGCUGCCUGCAUUAUUAUGGAGGGGGAACAGUGGAGGAGCAAGAGGAGGAGGAGGAGGAGGAAGAAGACCCAGCUGGACAGAGGAAGAGGAGGAGGAGGAGGAAGGGAAAGGGUGGAAGAGGAAGGGAAGGGGCAGCAGCAGCAGCCCUCCAGGGGUGUGGAGUCUUUGCCGUGUGUCAGAGCUGUGUAGUCAGCCUUCCAGCCUAGCCUGGUUCUGCUGCUUUCUUGCUUUCUUUUCUUCCCCUUUGUUCCUUUAUGCAAUGAGUGCAGGGCUGCUUUUGUGAUGUACUCCCCAGAGUGCAAGGCGGAGGUGACUCCCUCUCAUGAUGGCAACCGGAACUUCAGCUACACGCUGGAGGACCACACCAAGCAAGCCUUCAGCAUCAUGAACCAGCUGCGCCUGAGCCAGCAGCUUUGUGACGUCACCUUGCGGGUCAAGUACAAAGACAUUCCCCCAGCUGACUUCCAGGCCCACAAGGUAGUGCUGGCUUCCUCCAGCCCUGUCUUCAAGGCCAUGUUCACUAAUGGCCUCCGGGAGCAGGGCAUGGAGAUAGUCCCUAUUGAAGGCAUACAUCCUAAAGUCAUGGAGCGCCUCAUUGAGUUUGCCUACACUGCCUCCAUCUCAGUCGGCGAGCACUGUGUACUCCAUGUCAUGAAUGGGGCUGUCAUGUACCAGUUCGACUGUGUGGUCAAAGCCUGCUGUGACUUUCUGGUGACGCAACUGGACCCCAGCAAUGCCAUUGGUAUUGCCAACUUCGCUGAGCAGAUUGGCUGUACCGAACUGCACCAGCGGGUGCGAGAGUACAUCUACAUGCAUUUUGAGGAGGUGUCUAAGCAGGACGAGUUCUUCAACCUUUCGCAUUGCCAGCUGGUGACCCUGAUUAGCCGGGACGAGUUGAACGUGCGCUGCGAGUCAGAAGUCUUCCAUGCCUGUGUCAACUGGGUGAAGUAUGACUGCGAGAAUCGCCGACCUUACAUCCAGGCCCUGCUCAAAGCCGUUCGCUGCCAUUCGCUCACACCACACUUCCUCCAGAUGCAGUUGCAGAAGUGCGAAAUCCUCCAGUCAGACUCACGCUGCAAGGACUACCUGGCCAAGAUCUUCCAGGACCUCACCUUGCAUAAGCCCACCAAGGACAUGCCUUGCCGGGCACCUAAAGUGGGCCAGCUCAUCUACACAGCUGGGGGCUACUACCGGCAUUCUCUCAGCUACUUGGAGGCCUACAAUCCUUGCAACGGCUCCUGGAUCCGGCUGGCUGACCUCCAGGUACCCCGUAGCGGCUUGGCUGGCUGUGUGGUAAGCGGGCUCUUCUAUGCAGUGGGUGGGAGGAACAACUCCCCCGAAGGCAACAUGGACUCCAACGCUAUUGACUGCUAUAAUCCCAUGACCAACCGAUGGUCUCCUUGCACCCCAAUGAGUGUGGCCCGGAACCGGAUUGGCGUGGGGGUGAUUGACGGGAUGAUCUACGCCGUUGGCGGUUCAUUUGGGAGCAAUCAUCACAACAGCAUGGAGAGGUACGAGCCAGAGCGGGAUGAAUGGACCUUAGUGGCACCCAUGCUCACACGACGGAUUGGUGUGGGGGUGGCUGUGCUGAACCGCCUCUUGUAUGCGGUGGGUGGCUACGAUGGCACUUCCCGCCACAGUUCAGUGGAGUGCUACUACCCUGAACGGGACGAAUGGAAGAUGAUUGCUCCGAUGAAUACCAUCCGGAGUGGAGCAGGGGUUUGUGCCCUGAAUAACUGCAUCUAUGCCAUGGGAGGCUAUGAUGGUACUGACCAACUCAACAGCAUGGAGCGUUAUGACGUGGAGACAGGAAGCUGGUCCUUUGUCGCACCCAUGAAGCACCGUCGGAGCGCCCUUGGGGUCACUGUGCACCAGGGCAAGAUCUAUGUGCUGGGUGGCUAUGAUGGCCAGACCUUCCUGGAUAGUGUUGAAUGUUAUGACCCUGCCACUGAUACUUGGAAAGAGGUAACCCACAUGACUUCAGGUCGUAGUGGUGUGGGAGUGGCUAUCACAAUGGAGCCAUGUUGCAAGCAGACUGACGAGGAGCAGUGCCAUUGUUAAGGGCAGCAAAGGUUGCGCCGAGUUUCCCUUAAGAUGGAGGAAGGAAAGGAUAUUGGAGCGGAUUCAGUAUUAUGACAUGCCAAGGCCUGUUCUGCCAGAAUCAAGGAAAAGUGCCAAGGACAGGUGAAAUUUCAAGCUCCAGUCUGAACUGUUUGUGAGUUAAUCGUGGAAACGAGCACCUCCUAUUCUGUGCUUUAGCUGAUUUAUUGCUGCCUCUCCAACUUGGCCUAGCUUAGUUCUGAGCUUAGGCAAUGAGGCAACAACUAAGAAGGAACACGUCUUACAAGAACUGCAGAAGAAGAACUGAUGCUCAUUGCACACGUCUCUUCUGAUCUUGCCAAUCAGUAGAUUGGCAAGGAAUAAUCUAAGGAAUCUUUUGAAUGGAUGAGUGGGAGUAUCUUCUACAUAGACCAUUCCUUGCUUAUUUUAAAAUCUGUGUCGUGCAGACGUUUUGACAACCAAUUCAGUUUUGGAUGUGUCUGAAAUUCUUUCUUUAUCCUGUUGCCACUGACAAAUUCCUGGAAAAUUUGUCAGGGUGAACAAACAAACAAAGCUGGGAGGUGCAGGAUCUGUUAUGGGUUGUUCUUCUGGGACUAAUGAUCUGCAGGUAAGUGAAUAUAAACCAACAAGAGGCAGUGGUUGAAAUGGGCUCUGCCCUAAGCUUUUGUAUUAAGCUGUGGGAAAGCAUUCACCCUGCAUUGAUUUUUCUUACCCAUCAGUGGCGCAGCCUCCCAGCAGACAUACUGGGGCAAAGAUAACUUGGUUUUUUGAAUUACACUUCUCACAUGAAUAAAACACUUUUUUGUGGUUAGUACUAAAAA
Sceloporus undulatus (fence lizard) is the source of this 2997-nucleotide messenger RNA. It is a transcript of the gene KEAP1, whose product is annotated as kelch like ECH associated protein 1. The record is from RefSeq and is a predicted model, not a curated record. The transcript is spliced from 6 exons. NCBI's taxonomy places the organism in Eukaryota, Metazoa, Chordata, Lepidosauria, Squamata, Phrynosomatidae. Bases 398 to 2176 code for a protein of 592 amino acids. Gene Ontology annotation, molecular function: transcription factor binding.